Molecule: messenger RNA, 2227 nt
Organism: Aedes albopictus (Asian tiger mosquito)
Lineage: Eukaryota; Metazoa; Arthropoda; Insecta; Diptera; Culicidae
Product: solute carrier family 2, facilitated glucose transporter member 3
Exons: 7
Coding region: 474-2042 (522 amino acids)
Biological process (GO): monosaccharide transmembrane transport
Cellular component (GO): membrane
Molecular function (GO): hexose transmembrane transporter activity
Source: RefSeq, a predicted model, not a curated record
AGCGGUACCAGACCAGCUAUAGCAUUCUGCUAAGGAUGGAAGAUUCGGCUGUCUGUCUGUCAGUCGUGAAAGUGGCAUGUUUUGUUGAGGCCCAGUUAGCCACAGCUAUUUUUUUCCUUUAACUCCGUCCUCUGAUCAUUUUUUAUUAUCAACAAUGUACAUUUGAUAAAGUACGGAUUAGAUGUUAUCAAUACAGUGCAGUUCACUUAAAAAUACCUCAACACUCGAGAGAUAUUCUCUUGACAUCCCGUAAAUUAGCACGGUUUCUUCCCUGCAAUUACCAGUGUUAUGCAAAGAUCAAAGCUAUCAUUACAUUACGUGGGAUUUUUAUUUUCGUUAAUGAGUGCGGCGAUGAAAGUGAUAUGAAGAAUUGACGAGCAGUACCAAAUCGGAGAAGAAAACUGCGGAACUGGUGUGCAGCCACGUUUGAAGAAUUCUAGACACGCAGUUUGGACACGUUUGGGCUUUGCGAAAUGGACACCAACGAUCAGUCAGAGUCGAUAAUACUCUAUGCACCGGAAGCAAGUGCAAAAAUCGUCAGCGCACAACGACAAAGAACGGAAGCAAAAUGGACCUUCUGGCUGUUGACGGCAGGCAUUUCCACAACUUUUGGAGCAGCAAUUCCGACAGGCUACAAUAUUGGAGUCAUCAAUGCACCGGCAAAUUACAUAAAAGAGUGGUGCAAUGAAACCAUAUUUGAAACUUAUGGCACAGUUCUAACCGAGGGUGAAUUGGAUACGUUUUGGGCAGUGGUGGUGUCAAUUUUCCUAAUUGGUGGGGUCAUCGGUUCACUUGGUGGAGCGUGGCUAGCCGACAAACUCGGACGAAAACAAUCAUACCUCGCAUGCGGAUUUCUUCUAGUAAUAGGCGGGGUUUGUUUUCAGUUCUGUAGAGCGGUUGGGUCCGUGGAAUUGCUUCUACUGGGGCGAGUACUUGUUGGGUUGGCAGCCGGUCUCACCACGAGUACAGUCCCAAUGUACUUAACAGAGCUAGCACCAAUCGAGCUGCGAGGAGCUCUCGGUGUAUUCUGUUCCAUGGGCGUAACUGGGGGUGUGGUAGUUGGACAAAUAUUGAGUUUGGAGGAAAUCUUCGGAACCGAAGAACUGUGGCAGUUUGCACUUAGCUUCUAUGUACUACUAGUUAUAACAUUUUUCGUCCCAUAUCAUUGGCUUCCGGAAAGUCCAAAGUACCUUUAUGUGAUUAAACAGAGAAGGGAUGAGGCGAUAAAUGAAAUAAAGAGAUUAGGCGGAAAGAACGUCAAGGACGAGUACAUUAGGCAACAAAUAGAAUCCAUGCGUAGUGAGGACGUCCCCAACAGCGUAAGCGAUGACGAGGAGACGCAGCAAACUAAAUCGAAACAGAGAUCACUGUGGUCAGUCUUAACUGACCCCACAUUGGCACUGCCGCUGAUACUAGUGUGUGCCUUACAAGGAGGGCAGCAACUGUCCGGAAUUAAUGCGGUGUUUUUCUACUCCGUGUCUAUUUUUGAGUCGGUGGGACUGAGUUCAACGGGCGCAAAGUUUGCAAAUCUUGGAGCCGGCUGUUUGAAUCUAUUCGUCGCCUUCUUUACACCGAUGUUGAUGGAAAAAUUCAACCGAAGAUUCCUUGCACUUUUGUCCUGUUCCAUGUGUGGGGUGUUCCUGUUUGCGUUAACCUUCAUUGUUUACUUUAUUGAUCACGUUAGCUGGUUUUCAUAUGCAAGCAUCAUCGCAAUACUAUUGUAUAUACUCUUCUACCAAAUUGGUCUAGGACCAAUACCGUACUUCAUCGGAUCAGAACUCUUCGAGGUGGGUCCUCGUCCAGCGGCUAUGGCAAUGGGCAGCAUUGCGUCAUGGGGAUGCAACUUUUUGGUGGCCAUGCUUUUCACCACGCUGCAGAGUGCCUGGGGAGCAUUCGUCUUCUUGCCGUUCACCGUUACCUGUGUGCUGUUAACGUUAUUACUUAAAUACUACUUACCAGAAACCAGAGGGCGACACAUUUCGUCCAUUGUACCUCUCGUAUCGAAUGGCUUCCGAUCAAAACCGUUGGUGCCUUGGUCGUAGAACGUAGAGAUUUUUUUUUUAUUUUCAUGUCUCGCUUUUGAAGAUAAAGUUUAGGAUUUUUCUACCGAUUUUUGCUCAAUUUUAAAUCGCUGCUGACUAUGCUGCUUCACGCCGAGUGAACAAAUACACACAACUCAGAAAACGAAUUUACAGAAUAAACUAGUGCAUCUCACUGCGGAAACAUA